AUGUCUCAGCUGUCUCCGUUGGAGGAAAUGCUGAAGCUGGCGGAGACUGAACCGGACGUCUUCACUACCACUGCAGAUCACUGGCGUCCGCCAGGGGGAAGGGGGAUAUACGGUGGGUCCAUCGUCGCGCAAAGCCUAGUCGCGGCUCAGAAGACCGUACGCGAUGGGUUUCUAUGCCAUUCGAUGCAUUGUCAGUUCUUGAUUGUAGGGAAUGAGACGAUUCCAGCUACCUUCACCGUUCAGAGGACCCGAGAUGGAGGCUCCUUCAUCACCCGAACGGUCCAAGGCACCCAAGAAGGGAAGUGUAUAUUCACUAGCACCUUAUCGUUCAUGCGGGCGGUCCCUUCCGAGAAGCAGCGUGUUCAACAUGUUCCCACCCUGCCACCAUCGAGGGGAUCGCCGCCUGAUGAGUCCAUAACCAGCACUGCUACGGCCGUAGCACCGCAGCUGUUUCCCAUCUCGAUAGAAAAGAGCAAUGGUCAGCCGGAUAACUCCAAGCUUCAGACGUGGAUCCGGACGCCGAGGGAAAUUGCCCAGGCAGAUGACGUCGAGGUCCAGCAGGCAAUCUUGGCCUAUCUAUCAGAUUGGGUCUCUAUUUCGAUCACGCCCUACGUGCUUGGGUUAUUCGACUUUCCUGGAGGUUUCUCGAAGGGUGUCGAAACGUCGUCGUUGGAAGGGAGUUCUGUCGGGAUGCUCUCCUCUCUUGGCCAUACCAUCUACUUCCAUGCGCCCACCCGCAUCAAAGCUGAUGAAUGGAUUUUACUUGUUGGCCAUAGCCCUUGGUCGGGAGACGAGAGAUGUUUAGCUUCCGCAAGGAUGUUCGCGAAAGAUGGUACCUUACUAACGACCUAUGUUCAAGAGGGAGUUAUCAGAUUAAACGGCGAGCUUGAUGGCGCGGCUAUGAAGCUAUAA
Messenger RNA from Colletotrichum siamense, 912 nucleotides. RefSeq names its product Acyl-coenzyme A thioesterase 8 (gene ACOT8-0). Gene Ontology annotation, cellular component: peroxisomal matrix. The coding region runs from base 1 to 912 and encodes 303 amino acids. The record is from RefSeq and is a predicted model, not a curated record. NCBI's taxonomy places the organism in Eukaryota, Fungi, Ascomycota, Sordariomycetes, Glomerellales, Glomerellaceae. Gene Ontology annotation, molecular function: fatty acyl-CoA hydrolase activity. The transcript is spliced from 4 exons. Gene Ontology annotation, biological process: acyl-CoA metabolic process; fatty acid catabolic process.